AGCAUGAACAAAUGAGUUGGACCAAUCAGCUGAUACCACGAUUGAAAUGUUUUGGUGUAAAGUAGAAGUAAUAAAAGUUACGAUAUUCGUUAAAAUAGUGGAAUAUUAAAUAGUGUUUAAUAAUGUUUACGGCCGGUGACAGUGUUAUGGAUAUGAUGCAUAAAAAUAUUGUGUUUAAAUUAACUCCUUAUUUAGCGCUACUUGCUUUAGAAUUGUUAAUAGACGUUUCCGAAUGCACGAGCCAAGCAGAAAUUGAUAGACAUUUAGAACUGGGAAGAAAUUAUUUAGCUAAAGGCCAAUUAGCAGAUGCUCUAAGUCAUUACCAUUCAGCAGUAGAGGGAGACCCCAAUAAUUAUUUAACUUAUUUUAAACGUGGCACUGUCUAUUUAGCCUUGGGAAAAGCUAAAAAUGCGCUUAGUGAUUUUGACAAAGUGCUAGAAUUAAAACCAGAUUUUACAUCUGCUAGGAUAAGUAGAGGAAAUAUACAUUUAAAGCAAGCAAGUUAUGAUGUAGCUCAACUUGAUUUUUAUAAUGUUUUAAAAAAUGAUCCAUAUAAUGUGGAAGCUAAUGAGUUUAUUCAAAGAAUAGACCCUGCAAGAGAGAAGAAACGAAGUGCUGAAUAUUAUUAUGCCAGGAAUGAUUAUGUGAGUGCCAUACAUUAUCUAACAGAAGCACUAGAAACAAGCCCAUGGGCCGCUGAUUUGUAUGAGUUUAGAGCUGAAAUGCACUUAGAAAAUGGAGAUGAAAUGGCUGCUAUAACAGAUAUAAAGUCAGCGACAAAAUUACAGAGUGACAACACAAACGGUUACUUUAAAUUGGCUCAAAUGUUGUACAAAAUUGGUCACGCCACUGAGUCUCUCAAAUCUAUAAGAGAGUGUUUAAAAUUAGAUCCAGAACACAAGGAUUGUUUCCCAUUCUAUAAAAAAAUUAAGAAAAUUGAAAAAUUUCUUGUGGACGCGCAAACUGCCUUAGAGAACCAGAAUUAUCAAGCGGGCAUUGAAGCAGCUCACAAGGUUUUGAAACAUGAGAAAGAUAUACAGCCAAUAAUAUUUGAAGCAAAGCGAAUACUGUGUGCUUGCUAUUCUAAUGAAGAGCAGACAGAGGAAGCAGUAACAGCAUGCACAGAAGCACUUGCAAUUAGUGAAGAACCAAAUGUUUACUGUGAUAGAGCAGAAGCUUACCUACAAUCAGAGUUAUAUGAUGAUGCAAUUAGGGACUUUAGAGCUGCUUUGGAAUUUGACAAACAUUUUGAUAGGGCUAAAGAGGGAUUAAAUAAAGCAGAAAAUAGGCAGAAACAAGCAGAAAAAAGAGACUACUAUAAAAUUCUGGGGGUUAAGAGAAACGCGUCUAAAAGAGAAAUCAUUAAAGCUUACAGGAAAAUGGCUCAAAAGUGGCACCCCGACAAUUAUCAGACAGACGAAAAAAUGAAGAAAAUAGCUGAGAAAAAGUUUAUUGAUAUCGCCGCUGCAAAGGAGGUCUUAACAGAUGAAGAAAAACGAAGAAUGUAUGAUAAUGGAGAAGACCCUUUAGAUCCAGAAUCUGGCAAAUCAAACAACAUGCACGCCAAUUUCCAUCAUUUCCAAAGUUUCCAUGGCAGCCCAUUCCAGUUCCGGUUUCAUUUUAACUAGGAUCAAUCGUUGCUGGUUUUUGCCAAGUGAUAGAAGAAUUAUGAAUUGAAGAGUAAUUUAUUUAUUAUUGUGUAAAUAAAUGUAUGGGUGAGUGUGUGGCCUUUGUUUUAAGUGUUUUUUCAAGAAUAUUUUUGAUCUUGGCAAUAAUAAUGUUUUUUUUUCAUUUCAAUUUGAGUUUGCAUUUUAAGAAGAAGCUUUUCCAUCACAUUACCUCUACACAUUUGUACAUUCUAAAAGGGCAUUUGUUGAGAUUUGUACCAGUAUCAUCAAGAUGGUUGAUAUCUUGUU
Molecule: messenger RNA, 1916 nt
Organism: Cylas formicarius (sweet potato weevil)
Lineage: Eukaryota; Metazoa; Arthropoda; Insecta; Coleoptera; Brentidae
Gene: P58IPK
Product: dnaJ homolog subfamily C member 3
Exons: 7
Coding region: 123-1628 (501 amino acids)
Biological process (GO): protein folding in endoplasmic reticulum
Cellular component (GO): endoplasmic reticulum
Molecular function (GO): misfolded protein binding; protein-folding chaperone binding
Source: RefSeq, a predicted model, not a curated record